This is a messenger RNA of Strongyloides ratti, 1485 nucleotides long. RefSeq lists its product as hypothetical. Bases 1 to 1485 code for a protein of 494 amino acids. Lineage: Eukaryota; Metazoa; Nematoda; Chromadorea; Rhabditida; Strongyloididae. Gene Ontology annotation, cellular component: nucleus. The record is from RefSeq and is a predicted model, not a curated record. The transcript has a single exon.
AUGUUGAAGUCAAUUUGUAAUGAAACUAAAUCAUCAGAAAUUAUCACAUAUGAAAAUGAAAAAUUUUCAUCAGAAGACAAAGCAAUCAAAACGUCAAUUGAUUCUGAAAUUAUAAAUAAUAGAUCUCCAAAAUUGGAAUCAAAUGUCGCAACAACAAAAAAAAUAGAAUAUGAAGGCGUUGUAAAAUGUCCCAUUCCUGAAAAACAACCAAAAAUGGAGUCAAUAAAAAAAGAACUUAUUGAAGAGGUAAAGCCCUCAAAUGAAAAAAAUUGUCAUAAAGAAGAAAAAUGUUCUGAUGAAAAAGAAAAAAUUUCUGAUGAAAAAGAAAAAUUUUGUGAUGAAAAAGAAACUAACAGUAAUCAAUUGCUUCCAAAAGUUACUGAGAAAUAUAUGAAAUUCAUUAAAAUAGAAGUUGACCCAAAUGGUCUAGGAGAAUUUGUUAGAACAGAUUGGAUGACAGUUAAAAAACAUUUAACCAUAAAAGAACAAAAAGAAUUUGUUGAUGAAUUUAUUCGUCUUGCUUACUGGGAGGUAGAUGAAAUUGCAAUUUUUGCUUGUGCUAUAAUUGAUAAUGGUGCUAAAGAUAUAGAAGAUAUGUUUGAAUGGUUAAUAAAAGAUUAUUCAAAUCUUCCUGUUAAAUAUGGUUCAUUAACUAGUAAACAAGCUGUUCAUGUUACAAAAUAUAAAGAUUAUUAUCAAAAAGUAAUAGAUAAUUAUUGUAAUGGGACAUUUAGAUACGGUGGAUUGGAAGCUUUAAGUAUUGUAGGAAAGAAAAAAGAAGAAUGUGGUGACAUAUUUGAAGAAUAUUUAGAAAAUUUAAAUACCAAUAUAAUAACUGGUCCAAUUAUGCCAUGGGGAAAAUUUACUAUUGGUACAAAUAUGCGCCCAAUUGACAGUAAUGAUGGUCCAAUUUUUUGGGUACGUCCUGGUGAACAAUGUUUUACAACUGAUGACAUUGAUGGUAAUAUCAAAGAAAAAUCAAGACCAAAAUAUUGUGGACUAAGAAGACAUGCAAAAAGAGAAAUUCAUUAUGAAGAUCGUACUCCAUCUCAUGCAGAUUUUACUAGAUGUGGUUUAAUACAAGAUUGUACUGGAGCUGUUGGAAUACUUAAAGCUAUUAGAAGUCCUUCUGAUCCAUACAAUGGAAUAAAUAGAAUUUUAAAAGAUGUUGUUUGUUUUCCAGCAAAAUAUAUUGAAGAAAUUGUCCAACUUUUGGAUAUCAAUUUAUCUCAUCCACCAUUAAAUCAAUGUAAUAUAUGGGUUGACGAAGCUAAACUUAAUCAAAUUAGACGUAAUGAUAUAAAGUAUGUUCAUGUAUCUUUAAAAGAAGAUUGUGUAUACUUUUUACCUAGAAAAGUAGUCCAUCAAUUUAGAACUAUUUCAGCAUGUUCUUCAAUAGCAUGGCACGCAAGAUUAAAGCAUUAUUAUGAAAAUGGGAAAUGUAAAAUUAUUUUAGAUCAUGAAUAUAAACAAACCAAAGAAUAA